GAGGCCGGGCCAAGAUGGCGGAGGGGGUGCUGAGCCCCGGGGUGAACCUGGAGGCCUUCUCCCAGGCCAUCGCCGCCAUCCAGGCGCUGCGCUCCAGCGUGACCCGCGUCUUCGACUGCUUGAAGGAUGGGAUGCGGAACAAGGAGACCCUGGAGGGCCGCGAGAAGGGCUUCGUGGCCGCCUUCCAGGAGAGCCUGCACUCCGUCAGCCGCGACCUGGGUGAACUGGAGCGUCUGAGCAACCUAGUUGGCAAACCAUCUGAGAACCACCCCCUGCACAACAGUGGACUACUGAGCCUAGAUCCUGUUCAGGACAAAACACCUCUUUACAGCCAACUUCUUCAAGCCUACAAAUGGUCAAAUAAGUUGCAGUACCACGCCGGGCUUGCAUCUGGCCUUUUGAAUCAGCAAUCUUUGAAACGUUCUGCCAACCAGAUGGGAGUAUCUGCAAAACGAAGACCAAAAGCCCAGCCAACAACUCUUGUCUUACCUCCUCAAUACGUUGAUGAUGUGAUCAAUCGGAUUGAUAGGAUGUUCCCUGAAAUGUCUAUCCAGCUAUCCCGGCCAAAUGGAACCUCUGCAAUGCUUCUGGUUACCUUAGGAAAAGUGUUAAAAGUGAUCAUGGUGAUGAGGAGCCUCUUCAUUGACCGGACAAUAGUGAAGGGCUACAAUGAAAACGUCUACACUGAAGAUGGCAAGCUUGACAUAUGGUCUAAAUCCAACUAUCAAGUUUUUCAAAAGGGAGGGCAGAAAAGAUUUCUCUUUGAAGGCAUGUUGUCAAAAUGCUGUGACAGAUCAUGCGACCACUGCUCUGUUGCACUACCAGCUGCCUCAAAUGCCAGAUGUGGUGGUCAGAUCUUUCAUGACCUGGUUAAGAAGUUACAUAAAGCUGUUCCAGGCUCCGUGCCAGCGCUGCGGGAAGUUUCUGCAGGAUGGUCUGCCCCCCACCUGGAGGGAUUUCCGAACCCUUGAAGCUUUUCAUGACACUUGCAGGCAGUAGCAGCCCAGCCAUUGGUCACCAGGAGGGGACAGGUUGGAAAGAGAGCUGAGGGCUUAAAAGGUCGUUCCAUUCCUCAUCCUGUACUAAGCAGUGAGGUUGCACUAAUAUAUUUGACUAUUUAAAAAGCCAUCAGUCUGCAAGGUACCAGUGUGUUUUGAAUGGUAAGAGCUGGGUGUGAUCACUUGGUGCCUCUGAGCUGAAAUGGUGUGUCUGGGGAGAUCCGACUGUAAUAACCAUUCUUCUAAACCUUAAUGAAGAGAACUCAGUACAGUUUGUGUUUUGUGACAGUCGAAUACUUUUAUAAGCUUGAAAUAAAUUUUGUAUUCCUGAA
Apus apus (common swift) is the source of this 1330-nucleotide messenger RNA. It is a transcript of the gene MED27, whose product is annotated as mediator complex subunit 27. NCBI's taxonomy places the organism in Eukaryota, Metazoa, Chordata, Aves, Apodiformes, Apodidae. Gene Ontology annotation, biological process: regulation of transcription by RNA polymerase II. The record is from RefSeq and is a predicted model, not a curated record. The transcript is spliced from 9 exons. Gene Ontology annotation, cellular component: mediator complex. The coding region runs from base 15 to 971 and encodes 318 amino acids. Gene Ontology annotation, molecular function: transcription coactivator activity.